GUGCUGGCCAAGCUGACGGCGCCGACACUUUUCUGACAGGUCUGCCAUUUCAAAAUUAGCUGUUGCUGAGAUAAGAGUGGCCAGCGAAACGGAUCAACAGCCGUGCGUCAUCGAGACCUCCUCUGCCGUGACCAGAACUCCGAGCCCGUGCCGUGACCAGCUACGUCGAGACCGUGGGCUAAGGCAGACGUCUUGCCAGAAUCACCAGUGGCCAGCAAAACGGAUCAACAGCCGUGCGUCAUCGAGACCUCCUCUGCCGUGACCAGAACUCCGAGCCCGUGCCGUGACCAGCUACGUCGAGACCGUGGGCUAAGGCAGACGUCUUGCCAGAAUCACCAGUGGCCAGCAAAACGGAUCAACAGCCGUGCGUCAUCGAGACCUCCUCUGCCGUGACCAGAACUCCGAGCCCGUGCCGUGACCAGCUACGUCGAGACCGUGGGCUAAGGCAGACGUCUUGCCAGAAUCACCAGUGGCCAGCAAAACGGAUCAACAGCCGUGCGUCAUCGAGACCUCCUCUGCCGUGACCAGAACUCCGAGCCCGUGCCGUGACCAGCUACGUCGAGACCGUGGGCUAAGGCAGACGUCUUGCCAGAAUCACCAGUGGCCAGCAAAACGGAUCAACAGCCGUGCGUCAUCGAGACCUCCUCUGCCGUGACCAGAACUCCGAGCCCGUGCCGUGACCAGCUACGUCGAGACCGUGGGCUAAGGCAGACGUCUUGCCAGAAUCACCAGUGGCCAGCAAAACGGAUCAACAGCCGUGCGUCAUCGAGACCUCCUCUGCCGUGACCAGAACUCCGAGCCCGUGCCGUGACCAGCUACGUCGAGACCGUGGGCUAAGGCAGACGUCUUGCCAGAAUCACCAGUGGCCAGCAAAACGGAUCAACAGCCGUGCGUCAUCGAGACCUCCUCUGCCGUGACCAGAACUCCGAGCCCGUGCCGUGACCAGCUACGUCGAGACCGUGGGCUAAGGCAGACGUCUUGCCAGAAUCACCAGUGGCCAGCAAAACGGAUCAACAGCCGUGCGUCAUCGAGACCUCCUCUGCCGUGACCAGAACUCCGAGCCCGUGCCGUGACCAGCUACGUCGAGACCGUGGGCUAAGGCAGACGUCUUGCCAGGGCUUUCCGAAAAGUUUGCUGAUUUUAGAAACAUUUAAAAAUGUUUAUAUGCCCAGAUUGCGCAAUUAGUUUUGGUACAAGACUCGAUUUUGUAGAUCACGUUCAAACUCAUUGCAAAAAUGUCUAUACUUGUUUUUGUUAUCAAGAUUUCAAUCAAAUUUCACGUUUUCGUAGACAUUUUCUUCGCACAUGCACUGUAGUAGGCAACAACAACGAAGUAGUUGAAGAAAACAUUGAAAACAUACCAGGUGAGCAAUUAGAAGAAGGAGAACAAAUUUACAAUAAUCAUAAUGAGGAUGGAGAAUUCAGUGACAGUGAUGAAGAAUAUGAAGAAUUAGAGCAAGAGGUUCAUAGUUUAGAUGAAAUAUGGAUGAAACUUUUGUUGAAGCUACUCAGUGAUAGUGUUCUUAGCAGAAAAAAAGGCUUAGAUUUUAUCAAAGAACUGCAAUCGUUUUCAUCGGAGCUUUUGUCAAAUAUCGUAGAGCAAACAAGAAAUUUUAUUCGUCCUGAAAAUAUAGAAGAUUUCAUCAAAAUCAUUGAUGGAUACAAAAAACAGUUCCAAGUUAGUACUGAAGAAAGCGUACAGAAAAUGCUUAAUUCUAACAAUUUAUACAUAGAACCAAACAUUGAUAUCAUAAGUAAUGAAGUGCUCCCGAAGACAGUAGGCGGGCAGCGAGUAUUAGGUAGAAAACCAGAAAAUGUCGUUAAUAUGAAUCUGCAAUUCGCUCUAAAAUUGUUUUUUGAGCGUAAGAAUUUACUGGAGCUUACACUAAAAAACAUUGAUAAGUUACAAAAUGAUACAUCUGGAAAAAUUAGAAAUUACAUUCAGAGUAUUGCAUGGCUGGAAAAGAAAUCUCAACUUCCAAUUAAUAGAAUAUAUUUACCAAUAUUUUUGUACAAUGAUGAUUUUGAGCCAGAUAACCCUUUAGGCGCUCAUAAGGGAAAAAAUGCUCAAUGCGCUUUCUAUUUGUCUUGCCCUGUCAUUCCCAAACGCUUUCGAGCCAAAUUGAGCAGUCUUAUUCCAGCAAUGUUCGUGAAAUCAAGUUUGAAAAAAGUAAAGCCAGAGAUUUUAUUUAAAACACUGAUACAAAAUUUAACGGAGUUACAAACCACCGGCAUCGAAAUUUCUACCGAUAGUCGAACUAUCAAAAUUUAUCCAGUUCUUUGUGGAUUUACUGGCGAUAAUCUUUCCUUAAAUUAUAUAGGUGGUUUUACCACUGGUUUUAAUUCGACAUAUUACUGCCGGUCAUGCAAAUCACACAAAGAUGAAAUGAAACAAAUGCUAGAAGAAAAUGAGAACACAUUGAGGAACGAUGAACAGUACUUAAGAGAUGUGGAAGAAAAUAACACAGAAACGACGGGAAUCGAUUUUAAAUGUCCAUUUAUCGAAAUACCACACUUCAAUGUUAUCAAUUCGAUGACUUUUGACCCAAUGCACGAUUUUGCAGAAGGAUUUGCCCAUUUACCGUUGCAAUGGCGUUGCGUAAGAUUAUCCAAAAUCAUGAUAUUUUAAACUUAAAAGUUUUAAACCAGCGUAAAGAUUUGUUUAACUAUGGCAUGUAUAAAAAAGUAACAUUCCUGAAAAAUUACUAAAUAUCACUUGCAAAGGAAUAUUUAAAAAUGUCAUCAAACGAAAUGUUUACAUUUUUAUAUUUUCUUCCUAUGAUGUUAGGCGAUUUAAUUGCAGAAAAUACUCCUGAAUGGGAUUAUCUUUUAUUACUCCGUCGGAUAGUAUUUUUUACAUUCAAACCUUCAUUUUGUUUGGAAGAUAUACAAAAAUUGAAAGAAAUGAUUGCUAAUCAUCACAGAAUGUACAUUGCAUUGUUUGAAAAACCGUUGAAACCGAAAAUGCAUUUUCUUACGCACUACCCCUCAGCUAUUUUGAAAUUUGGUCCGUUAGAAAAUACUGACUGUAGGCGCUUUGAAAGCAAGAAUCGAGAUGUUAAACAGUACGUAAGAAAUACCUUUAAUCGAAAAAACUUAAGUAAAUCUAUUGGGAUAAAGGAAACGUACAAAUCAGCUUAUCAUUCGUACCUUGUCUACCAAGAACAUGAAUUUAGAUUAUUUAGAGCAAGAUAUGUAACAGUUGAAUCAUUAGAAACGACAAAUGGCAUUGAAGUUGUUCCAGGAGAAAUUUUUCUUUUUUCAUUUAGUGGAAUUUUUGAUGAUAUUAAGUUUAAUCAAGAUUCAUGCUUUAAAGUGGGCGAAACUUUUGUAAAAGUUCGAUCACUUUUCGUUAAACACAAUUCUUGCUAUGCAAUUGUAAGAAAGCUUAAAGUUUUAGAAUUCAACAAUCAAAUGGAUUGUUAUUACAUAGAUGAAAAUGAUGAUGAAGACAGUGCAUUUUGCUUCAAUUUAUGUGAAAUCGACAAUUUUCCACAAACAAUUCAUCAUUUAAACAAUGACAAAUUGGGAUUAUUCGAUCCACAAUAUAUGUAUUAAAUUUAACAUUCAUAGAUUAUUUUUUAUUUAGAUAGGAUUUUAGAAAGUAAAUAAGGAAAACAAUGAAUAGAAAUAAGUUUAAGAAUAGAUCCCAAUCCAUAAAAAAACCCUUUCCUAAGAAAUAUUGUAUCCUACUAACCCCGAGAAAACCGCGGGUAAUCGGUUUCCCAAAUUAAUUCAUUAGAAUAAGGAAUUGAAAAAUCAAAGCAAAACAAAACCAUCAGUGAAACAGGAAUUUGCCAGAUCAUUCUAAGAAAUCAAUGGACAGGACGACGACAUAAAAUGUUUGAACGCAAGACCGGUGGAGCGACGACUGACGAAAAAUAACCAGAGGAUGAAACGAAGAUCUCCAACCUGGACCUGGACCUGGACGGCAUGCUGGACAAGCCGCCUUGCCGGAUGUGACAAUAUCCCUAACCUUGACCGGGACAGCUGGAUGGGACGAAACUUGCGACCAGCACCAAAAUUCUGAUGGUUUUGAUGUUACGACCUGCCCGGUGCGACCUGGACCUGGACUAGCUCGACGAGAUGACCAUCCCGGACAACCUGUACAAGGACCUGGAUGGCUGGGGGCAUCCAAUCUGGACCUGGACUUGGACGGCGUGCAGGACGUGAUGCCUUGCCGAUGGGUCCACCCGGAGUUUGACCUAGACGGCUAGCUGGUUGGUUUCGAUGUUACGACCUGCCCGGUGCGACCUGAACCUGGACUAGCUCGACGAGAUGACCAUCCCGGACAACCUGUACAAGGACCUGGAUGGCUGGGGGCAUCCAAUCUGGACCUGGACUUGGACGGCGUGCGGGACGUGAUGCCUUGCCGAUGGGUCCACCCGGAGUUUGACCUAGACGGCUAGCUGGUUGGUUUCGAUGUUACGACCUGCCCGGUGCGACCUGGACCUGGACUAGCUCGACGAGAUGACCAUCCCGGACAACCUGUACAAGGACCUGGAUGGCUGGGG
Molecule: messenger RNA, 4514 nt
Organism: Culex quinquefasciatus (southern house mosquito)
Lineage: Eukaryota; Metazoa; Arthropoda; Insecta; Diptera; Culicidae
Exons: 15
Coding region: 1157-2629 (490 amino acids)
Source: RefSeq, a predicted model, not a curated record